AUUAUUGUUCACUUGUUUUGGACUCUGAUAUGGAAUUCGGAAUAACACAAUAACAAAAAAGAGAGAGGGGCGAAUAUCUUAAAUUUUUUUGGGUGCGUUUGCAGCCUUUAUUGAAAACCCUAGACGAUUUUGAAGGUUAAAUCAAGGUUCAAAUCUACGAGUUUCGUUCAUUUUAGAUCCAAGACCAGUUGAUCCAUUUGUGAUACCCACCUCGAGACUUAAUGUUCACUAUGGUUGCCAAUCGAAAAUUUUAGGGUACUCAACGAGCUUCUAAAAGUGAAUUAAAGCUCACAAGUUGCAAGGACUUUUUUUUUUUUUUACUUUAUGUGACUGUUUAGCUAUAUGGAAAAGGAUGGAGGCACGCCCUGUUUUAUCCAUCCAUCGAUCAGGUGCAAAACAACUAACUAGUGGUGUAGUGUCCGUGCCUAUGUCAUCGUCCUUCCCAGUACUUCCCAUCCCCCUUGAAGAUAAGUAUCCGAACUUGCCGGAGUGUCAACAGGUCUCAUCGGCAAGAGAACUGUUACCGUAUCCCAUGGCCAUGUCACAUGCAAGUUCAUUCCCCUCCAGCAGCGAGGUCGCUGGACAUAUUUUUUCAUCAGCUUCAGGCUUCUCUUCGGAUUAUCAUUUUUCCAGUCUAUCACCCCAUGAAAGGAAUUCGAGAAACGCUCCAUUCGUUUCACAGUCAUCAAAUUAUGGAUCAUCUUUGCCAUUAAAUCAACCUUUUCCUUCUGGAGUACUUAAAUCCACAGCAUCCAGUCAGUAUAUAAAAGAUAGUAGUGAUGUUUCCUGGUGUGCAGAUCCUAUGGAGGGUUUUCUUGAUUUUCCUGAGAAUAUCCCGAUACAGAACAGUCAAAUGGAAAGCAGUAGUGUGGGUGGUAUAGGAACAGAGGACCACAACAAACCAAGUGAAUGGCAGGAUUGGGCAGACCAAUUAAUAACUGGUGAUGACGCUUUGGCUCCAAAUUGGAGUGAGCUUCUUGUAGACACCGGUGUCCUUGAUCCUGAACAGAAGUCAGCGUAUCAAGUCCAGCAACCAUCUUCAAAUUUCUCGGUGCACCAAUCGCAAAGUCAUCAACAGCUUCCUGUUAAUUCUGGAGAUCUAUGUGGUGUCUCUAGCCCCUCAUCCAACGGUUCUGCGAGCAAGCCACGCAUGCGGUGGACACCUGAACUUCAUGAACGUUUUGUAGAAGCGGUGAAUCAACUUGGUGGCAGUGAAAGAGCUACUCCCAAGGGUGUGCUGAAGCUCAUGAAAGUUGAAGGCUUAACCAUUUACCAUGUGAAAAGCCACCUGCAGAAGUACAGAACAGCACGGUAUAGACCAGACUCGUCAGAAGGAAAUUCGGAGAGAAAGAUGUCCACGAUUGAAGAAAUGUCAUCUCUAGACCUGAAAACGGGUAUUGAGAUUACCGAGGCACUGCGGUUGCAAAUGGAAGUUCAAAAGAGGCUGCAUGAGCAACUCGAGAUUCAAAGAAAUCUACAGUUGAGAAUAGAAGAACAAGGGAGGUAUCUUCAAAUGAUGUUUGAGAAGCAAUGCAAGUCAGGUACUGAAAAGCUCAAAGCUUCUUCAUCAAAUCUCGACGACCGAUCUGCUCUGUCAUUGGAUCAGGUUCAGAACUCUCCUUCCAAAGAUGCUGCUGAAAAAUCCGACGUGCCAGAUCUGAUGAGAAUACAGGAUCUGAGUGACUAGUUUGGUAAGAAAAAGUAAAAUAUCUUAUUUUGAUAGGGAUGCUGAUUGAUACAAGGUGUAUUGGAGUUUAGAUGUUCUCACUCUUUGUCUCUGUCUUUUCUCUCUCUGAUUUGGUGGAUGACUUGCCGUCUCUUUCAUGUUAACCAAUAAAGUUCGGACUUCCUGCUUUAUGUUCAUUUGAUUUGUGGGUGAGAUAUAGCUUUAGGAACUGGUCAUGGAAGACGGAUACUUCUGUAUAUGUUCCCCAACUAUGAAGAGAGCAAGUAUUUUACUGUGUAAGAUAAUUUAUAAGCUUUUUCAGUUAGAAUGGAUAUGAUUUAACUUAGAAACCUUCGUAUGAAAUUACGCAUGACUAGCUUGAUUGGGUC
Molecule: messenger RNA, 2055 nt
Organism: Papaver somniferum (opium poppy)
Lineage: Eukaryota; Viridiplantae; Streptophyta; Magnoliopsida; Ranunculales; Papaveraceae
Product: protein PHOSPHATE STARVATION RESPONSE 1-like
Exons: 8
Coding region: 353-1687 (444 amino acids)
Molecular function (GO): DNA binding; DNA-binding transcription factor activity
Source: RefSeq, a predicted model, not a curated record